Molecule: messenger RNA, 2865 nt
Organism: Anas platyrhynchos (mallard)
Lineage: Eukaryota; Metazoa; Chordata; Aves; Anseriformes; Anatidae
Source: RefSeq, a predicted model, not a curated record
UCAUCACCUCUUCCCACUGCACUGUCUCCUCUCUGUGUUCUCCACUGCUCAUGUGCCUCUUGCCAUGUCACAGGGACACUGCAGGGGUGCAGGGGCAAGAUAUCCACUAGAAGAGGGAGCAAACAUUUCUGCAGAGAGUAUCCAGUGAUAUAAUUGCAUAUUUCAGACAGGGCUAGAGGCUAUGAAACCAAAUGCUGAGAACUGCUUUUUCAUGGGUCUUGCACAAACCACAGAUUAUGUCCCAUCUGCUGAUGGGACAAUGUCUUGGUCCUGCCCCUGAAGCGGCUGGUGCUGAGCACGCUUGGAGAUGGAAUAAGGCAGCAAGUGAAACAGCUUCUCUGCUCCUGGCUUACAGGGAGCCUGGCAGAUGGUGCUGCGAGGCACGGCUGGGCAAGGAUUACUCGCUGUCGACAGGCUCCACGUUCAUCCUCCUGGGCAGGGGCUGAGCAUCCAGCAGAGCCAGAGCACCCACGCCUCCCUCAGAGCACUGAGCUGCAUGGUGGAAAUUCAUUCCAGUGCACAGGCAUGGCUCGUGUGUCUCACCAAGGACAGAAAUAAAAGGAGGGUGGGAGGAGCAGACGAGGGAUAUUCCUUCCUCAGCCUCAGCAUGGAGUAGUCAGGCUGAACAGGGUGAAGCUGGAGGGACACGGGGGGGGGAGAGGAUGGGAUGCCCAGGCUCUGGGGUGGUCUGCACCUCUGUGGAUGGAGGACUGGUCCCCAGCACAGAAGUCCCCCUCUGUGCUGUGAUGCUAGCUGGUGAGGAGCCUGGGGGAAGCAGGAACAAGGGCUGUGCCAGCACUGCCACAUGCUAAUCGCUGCUCUAGCACAUCUUCAAGGAAGAGAGAAGAAAUGAGAUCUUCACGACAAUCCCUCACGCUGUGUCUGGCCAGUGGUUUGUCCUCAUUGCUCUGUGAAAUCUAAACCUGCUCCACCUUUGAGUCGUUUAUGGGAAAGGGUCCCGUGGCCCAUGCCCAGGGCGAGCAUGUCCCCGGGGAACAGCAGCCAUGUCCUGGCUUUCCUGCUGGCAGGCAUCCCUGGGAUGGCUCGUUUCCACCGCUGGGUUUUCAUUCCUUUUGGUCUGAUGUAUCUGAUUGCAAUGCUGGGAAAUGGCAUCAUCCUGCUGGUUGUGAGAGCCCAUCACAGCCUCCACGAGCCCAUGUACUAUUUCCUUUCGAUGCUGGCCACCACAGACCUGGGCCUGACUCUGUCCACCCUGCCCACCGUGCUGUGUGUCUUUUGGUUCCGCUCCAGAGAGAUCAGCUUCCCCGUCUGCCUCGCCCAGAUGUUCUUCAUCCACGCCUUCUCCUUCAUGGAGUCCUCAGUGCUUCUGGCCAUGGCCUUUGAUCGCUACGUGGCCGUCUGCUUCCCGCUGAGGUACUCCUCCAUCCUCACUGGGGCCAGGAUUGCGAAGAUCGGGCUGGGGAUCGUUGCCCGAUGCACUCUGGCACUGCUUCCAUUAAUCUGCCUUCUUACACGGCUGCCUUUCUGCAGGUCCCAUGUGCUUUCUCACCCCUAUUGCCUGCACCAGGACAUGAUACAGCUGGCAUGCACAGAUGCCACCUUGAACAGCCUCUAUGGCUUAACCCUGGUGUCGAUGGUGAUCCUAGACUCGCUGCUCAUCGCCUUCUCCUACGCCAUGAUCAUUAGGGCCGUGCUGGGCAUCACCUCCAGAGAGGAGCAGGCCCGAGCCCUCAACACUUGUGUCGCUCACUUCUGUGCUGUCCUCAUCUUCUACAUCCCUUUGGCUGGCCUCUCCAUUAUACACCGGUACGGGAAGAACGCUGCACCCAUUAGCCACACUCUCAUGGCCAAUGUCUACCUUUUUGUCCCCCCUGUGUUGAACCCCAUUCUCUACAGCAUGAAAAACAAGGCCAUUCGCAGGGGCCUCCUCAGGCUCCUGUGUCGAAGAGCGGCCUGGCCUGGCCAUGGCUGGAGGCGUUAAGAGGGACAUUUGCUCACACAAAAUGCCCAGAAAAAGUGCCAGGUCAAACAUAAGAAGGAUUUAAGAGAACUUAAAUGUAGCGGGAAGAGCACCUUGCAAAUAAUGCUGACAGCUGAAUGCUGAAUGCUUCCACAGCAGGAAUUCAGCUGGGAAGUGGGUUGACUGCUUGGUGACCAAGGUGGGCUUCAUAGCAGGUGGCUCAGAAGCUCUAGAUUAGUUUGAAAGUGGCAUGGAGGAGAGAUUACACCAAAUAAGUAUCAGUGAAUUAUCCUCCCAGGACCAGGUGUUGCUCACCUGAAUCCAGAAGGAACUUGGAUGUGAAACUGCAGAACUGCCGGGCAGGGUGCGUGACUAUUUCAAAUGGCCAUGAUGCUGGAGAACGGGCAAUGAUCCCUUUUAAUCUACCUGCAUAAAGGGGCUUCACCGGGUUCCUGAGACCUACUGACUGGGGGAGGCAAUUUCUGUUCCUGGCUGGGAUAAAGAAUAAGAUCAUUAAGCAUAUUGGUAAACACAUCUGAGUGAAAAUCUUGCAGAAUCAGCCAGGCUGAUACAAUGGGAAAUCCUCCCACAGCAUCCAGGCUUCUGUGAGGGUUGCUCCAGCUGGAGGGAUCUCAUGGACAUAAUGCACCUGGAUGUCCCCCAAAACUUUGACUAAAUAAAAUUGCAAGGGAAGUGGAAGAAACCCUCUUCUGUGGGAACCUGAUUAAAUUAGAGGUUCAUUAUUUUCAGCCCAGAGAAGAGUCAGCAAUGGCUUUCCCAAAGGAUGCCUCCUAGGGCUCAUUUUAUUCUACAUUUUCAUCAUCCUGGACAAAGAAGUGCACAGUGAAUGUUCAAAGCUUGCAAAUGACACAAGGUCAGCCACUGCACUGAUACAGUUUUCUGUGUUUUUAUAAUAUUGUUUAGACUUCCAUUGCAAUAGCAAU